This is a messenger RNA of Symbiodinium sp. CCMP2592, 7560 nucleotides long. The record is from the annotation of a GenBank genome assembly. NCBI's taxonomy places the organism in Eukaryota, Dinophyceae, Suessiales, Symbiodiniaceae.
AUGUCGGCAAACAGUGAAGAGGUUUUUGAGCGGGAUGAAGACAUGUCGUCCUGGAGUUCGGCGUUCGCGCCGGUGAAGAAGAGACACUCCACGACACAGGAGCGCAGGCGAUGUGACAAAGAAGAGACCAAGAAGCGAAAGAAGAAAGAGAGGAAGUCGGCAUCAGUCCCGGAAGAUGCCGACAAUCGGGCAGAGCAGUUGCCCUCCUCCAGCUACACCGCCCGAGACCCUCAGGAGCAGGAGGGUUCAGCCCACGAAGGGCUUCCCGCCAACUUGGGCAGGUGGGUCUUCCAUGCCUCUUGGGAACCGACAGAAGAAGGAGACCAGCCGGAAGCGCCUCCCAAACGCAGUCCGGGGAGAGCAGCUGCGAAGAUGCUGGUUCGCGCCGGCCUUCGCUGUAAAUGUCAUUUCGCUCUCGACUGCCAAUGCAGUGACGUGCAGGGCUGGGAGAGUUUCCUGCGUGAGCAAGACGCACCCUCGCAGAAGCCUAUGAUGUUUAUGCUACUCGAGCCGGCUCAAGAGCUUUCAGUUUUCACCUUCGUUUCACCCUCCGUCUCACAAUGGUGUCGCAGAGACGACUCCGACUCCUCUGACAGUGAGGAGAUGAUUCCGACGAUCUACGGGCUCAUGCCCAUGAGGCGAAAAGCUAAGAAGAACCGCAAGCACAAGAAGAGCAAAGAGUCCAAAAGAGACCGACGCACCAAGAAGAAGGCGUCGAAGAAGCGCGCACCCAAGGCAAAGAAGAGCUCGUACAGCUCUGAAUCCUCCUCGUCCUCGUCUUCGCCGGAACGCCGCCGCCACAAGCGCAAGGAGCGUGCGGAAGCCGCUCCCUCUAGCCACAAGGGGGAGUCUUACCACACACCGUCCUUUACGAAGGACCAUUCCUUUGGAAGUGGCAAAUGGGGCGGACAGAGCUCCGGGUGGAAGCAGCCAGGCUGGCACUCGAACAAACAAUGGCAAGCCAAGUCUUGGCAGCCCAGAGGCUCCGGCAAGCCCUGGAACACUUGGACGGCGCAUGAGAAGGGUUACCAGUGGAAGCUCCCCGAACAGGAAGAAGAAGCCGAAGAUAGGGAGGAAGCUUCCAUGCAGGAAGCACUCAUGAAGAGUGCAAUGGAGGAGGCGUGGUCCGACCGCACUCGGACUUUGUCCUACAGUGAACUCCCGGCGGAUCAGCGCGGCCCCCCCUACAAAGAAGUCAUGGAGAAUGUGGAAGCUGAUGACAUCGAGCGCAUGGCCGCGCGGAUCAAGGAGCACUCCCGCCUCCCGGAGGCAAUGAUCAACUAUGUGUCCCGGUUCCUGGCCUCCCUCCCCGACGGGACGCUGCCGCAAGAGUUGAAAUGGGCGCAGCAUUCAGGAUCGCAUUUCUCCGCCUCGAUCCUCGAACUGGAGCUUAAACCCGACAUCGCCGCGCCGGAGCAGCUCCAGAUCCCGGACCCCGUCCACUCGCAGAGUCUGACGGCCGCUCACGGCACGAAGUGGUCCUCGGCUCACGGCAUUUUGAGCCAAAAGAUCAUCCGCCCUCAAGCAGCUCAGACCGACCAGUACCCGCCAUACGGGUUCUUCGCCCGUGGCAGCUGCGAGCAGUACUCCUCGCACACGGCAAUGAAGGCCCUGGAAGGGGUUGCGAGGAAAGCAAAGGCCUCGGGAAGUGGCAUCGCAAUUUUGGUGUCCGCAAGGGCACACGCGGUCCAACUCUUGGAAGGAGGCGUGGGCAAGCUUCAUGCAGCUUGCAGAAGAGACUGGGCGGCGCGAUCCUCAUCGGACCAAAGUCUGUGCAUCAGGUCGGAGGGCGCGACCAUAAAGGCCGUGGCGUUCAUGUGGUGUGUCGUGUCAGUCUCACCCAGCAGCAUGGCGGAAGAGAGUGAAAUCGACAGGCUGCUCGAUUUGGAGCGGCUAGCAGAGUUGGAAGAUCCAGGUGAGUUGGAUCAGUGGCCAGAGCAGGAACGGCCCGAAGCAACAUUAGCGCUCACGCCAGCUGAGUCAGAGCUUUUCUCUGCAUCGGCCAGUGCCCGGCCCCAAAACCAGCAAAGUUCGCCGAGCGGCGUGCUUCAAGGGCGCGAGUACGAGCAGGAAGUGUGGGAGAAGACCAUAACGGAAGUUUCGAGGGGAUGGCUCAAGGGACCCAUGGAGCCUGAUGAUGCCGAUGCGCCCUCGGUCGUGUCUAAUCGCUUUGGGGUUAAGCAGAGGGACAAGGUACGGUGCGUCGACGAUAUGUCGGCUAGUUUGAUAAACGCUACCACCUUCGCGGAGGAAAGGAUAUCUCUUCAUUCCGUAGAUGUCAUGGCUUCCGCUGUGGUUGAGUGGUGCGACGCCAGAGACGCCGCGCAGAGGCCUCGCGACUUGACCGCUAAGAGCUUCGAUCUUAAGUGGGCCUUCAAGCAGAUGGCAGUGUCGGCGAGCUCCAGAGACAGGGCGGGACUAGUCAUCAAGGACCCGUCUGGCUGCCCCAAGGUCUUUACAUCGCUGGCCCUGCCCUUCGGGGCCACUCAGAGUGUAUACGCCUUCAACAGGAUGAGCAGGGCACUGUGGACCCUAGGAGUCGUGGCCCUCAGUCUCAUGUGGACGGUUUUCUUUGACGACUUUUGCCUGUUUUCGGAGCCCGCCCUGGAGAAGAGCUCGGACCUGGCUGCAAGGUCCCUCUUCGAUAUCCUUGGAUGGGUGUAUGACACCUCUGGCGAGAAAAACACGGUCUUCGGUAGGACACUACACGCUCUAGGAGUCAGCGUCAACCUGAGACAUCUCACCAAGGGAUCGCUACUCAUCAGCAACACUGAGGCAAGAAUCAGUGAGCUCGUGAGCGAGCUCUCAAACAUUCUCGACAGGGGAAGAAUAUCGAGAUCCGAGGCCAGGCACAUGGCGGGGCGAAUGAGUUUCGCCGGAGGGCAAAUCUUCGGUCGACUCCCGAAGUCCUGUCUUAAAGUAUUCUACUCCGUUUUGGAACGGAACUCUACCGCAAUUGACGGAAGCAUCUCCGCAGCACUUCGGAUGUACAUUGACAUCGCUCAGUUCGCCCCAGCGAGGACGAUUCUCCUGGGUCAGAGGUUCUUCUCGUACUUCCCUAGCUCAGCUGAGCUUGCUGAGGUGGGAAUAGACCUAGCUUUGAAAGCAGAAGAGACCGAGCAGAAUGAACCGACUGCGGCACAGCUUGAUACCAUCACUUCGAAGCGAGAUUCUCAGACAGCCACCGUCCAGUCUAGUGUUGAUCCUGCCGGACAUUUGCGCAUCACGAAAACCAAACAGAAAGUCGAGAUGCCUCAAAACUCUGAAGCUUACCGGAGAGUCUUGAAGAUUGAGGGUUACUCUUGGUUGGCGAUGCAGUCCAGGUAUAAAUCCAAGACUUGGCUUCAGGGCUUGACGAUGGCGGAUUUCACCAAGUUCGUCGACUACAUCCUCGGCGAGCGGGUCGCGGGUCUCAGAUUGGAGCAGGCCACAGGCUACGACAGCAGCCACAAUGCACUCUUCCGUCCCCCAUGGGGGAUCGUGCUUCGCUAUGAGUACAAGUUGAGGAAAGAAGCGUUCAGGCUAGUGAAUGAUGAAGGUCAGACGCUUCAAGAUGCUUUGGCUGCCGUGACUAAGGAUACCGAGCUUAAAGAAGUUCAUUUUGUCACUCCCCUAACCUUGACCGCUUUCCCCAUGCCAUCAAAGUGGACACGCAGGGGGGAGAAAGGUGAGAAGGGGGGGAAAGGCAAGGACCCCAGGACGGGAAAAGGCAAGCAAGGAAAGGGAAAAGGCGAAGAAAAAGGUGCUUUCCGAGGCCUGCAGCUAGUCUGGAGGACGCCCGAUGGCAAGGAUAUCUGUUUCGCAUACAACAAUCAGGGUUGCCAGGGCAACUGUGGGCGCGCACACGUGUGCAGGGUCAAGGGAUGCUACAAAGAACAUCCGGCCAUUCGCCACCAGGAGCUAUCGCAAGGCAACAACAAAGCCGAGUCGGAAGCAUGGCCCACAGGUUUUCCAUGGUUGUCGGAUGACAAUAGAAUUAAGGUUGAGAAGGCAAAUUCCUUGUUCCAGCGAUGUGUAGAAGCUGCAUCCGCCUGUGCAUCCGCAGGAGGCUGCUUUGUGCUUGAGAGCCCUGAGGAUUUGGGUGCCACCAAGGACGGUGAGCGACCGGCGUCAUUUUGGCAGUUACCUCAGGUGCGCGACUUGCAAGUUCAGCGUAAUGCCACAACUUGGGCAUACUUCCGUUGUGCCUUCGGUGCACCUACUGCUAAACCCAGCCGCUUCCUCUGCAAUUCCGAGCGGCUGAAACAUCAGCUGCCACCGCACAGCAUUUGGCCCACAUUCGAUGCUGAAGGCCGCUACGUGGGCCCGCUCCCCCCACGCUGCCCUCACAGCCAUCAUCCCAAACCUUUGGUAGGACGCCAAGGUCGUGAUUGGAGUACGGCCACCUCUGUCGAGUGGCCGGCAGCUCUGUGUGAUCACCUCUUGCGUUCCAUCCUUCCUUCGGUGCUGCGCACAAGGGGGGACGCAGGAAGGAAUGCUGGCCGACCGGAGGGUCCUCGUUCUAGCACUGCCGAUAGUCCCUUGUCCUCCCCUGCAGUUCCCUCCAUUUCGGUUUCCCCAGCUGCUAGUGGUUUAGUCCCCCAGGCAGAUAGUGAUGUAGGCCCCCAGGUUGGGGCAGGCCCCGAUUCGUCGGAGGCACAUGCACACAACGCCGAGGCUUUAGCUUGUGAGAUCCUUUCGAAAGACGAGGCGCCUCGCGCCGAGGACAUCAUUCGCUUGUACGAAGCUUUGCCGAAAGAAGUGUCAGCCCGUGACCCCGAAGGCCGCAUCCCGAGCUCUUUCUCCACGGGUGCUUACAACAAGGGAGGCUUGACAGGCCUGAGGAAGGCAUGCCACGAUUUCCCGCUGGCCACCAAGUGCUUGGUCCGGUUUGUUCGGAGCAUGCAUCCUUUCCAUCCUUUCAGCACUAUCAGCAUUUACGACAAUGUGUGCACUGCCCUCCAUAGGGACAGCCGCAAUGCUUGCUGCGAGAACUUGAUUAUCCCUCUUACCCAGUUUUCGGGGGGUGAGUUGUGGAUGCAACAAGACAAGGGUGCUACACCUCAGAACUUUGGAGGCUCUGAAGUGUUUGGGACGGCUGUGCCGAUUCCCCCGGAAGGCCUCUGCUUCGAUGCUCGUGGCAUCUUGCAUUGCACCAUGCCUUGGAAGGGCCGCCGACUGAUUGCCGUUGCAUUCACGGUGUCGAAGACUGAGGAGCUGAAGCAAUCGGAUGCGCGGCUUCUUGAGGACCUUGGAAUCAACUGCCCUCCCGCAAGUCAGUUGACAGGAAGGACCUUGGAUGCCGGGGAGCUGUCAUCGACGGAGAGCUCGGAAUCGGAACCGCCAUCUGGUGGUUUGGACCAGCAAGCAGACGAUGUCUUCAGACCAGAGCUUUGUGGCAACUUCGGAAAUCCCUUGAUGCUGGAGUGGGAUGGGAGAGAGUCGCCUAUCACUGACGGCUAUGGUCUUUGUUCUCCAACGCGUUGGCAUCCUGCCUCCCGUGGAGCAUCGCUACCAGAGAAAUCAAAGGACCUGUCAAGACGCUUGAAUGGCUUGGUGCAGCAGUUUGUCGCAGAGCAGGUGCCAGACUGCCAAUUGCUGGCACUCAAGUUGGCCACCGGGCAGAUUCUGGAAUCGCCUUUUGAUGAAGGUGCGAUGCGACGCCUUCGCGAGGACUGGGCUGCACUUGUAUGCGAGACUGACGGAGCCAAACACGAAGGCUUGCUGGAAGUUCCUGAUCCGCAGCCUUUCUAUCUUCGGUUGCUCUCGCACACGUCGCGCUUGCUGGAAGACCCAGACUGGAAAAUCUUGACAGAAGGCGAGGAGUGCUUUGAGAAAGGUGUUCCAUUGGGCUAUGACGAGACCAUACCUAGGGUGCCGCAGGUCUUCGAUCGGAAGGUCAAAUGGAGAAAACUUGAUGAGAGCACUUUUGAGGCUGUCAAAGAAAAUUACCAGAGCGCGAAGCUCACCGUGCAGGAGAUGGAGAUGAAGUUCAGGGAGGAGGAGAAGCUUGGGCGAAUGUACCCGACCACUUACUCCGCUUUGGCGGCCGAGCAUGGAGCGGACAGGGUACGUAUAGCAGCGAUGGGAGCGGUCGCCAAGCCAGAUGGCAGCGUCCGUCCCCUACAUGAUGGCACCCACGGGGUGAAGAUCAACAAUGGCAUUCGGUUGCUGAACCAAACGGCCACGCCUGGCCCUGCGGAAGUGGCACACGCCUUAAGCUCUGCUAAACGGUCGCGCGAGGCUGCCUUUGGAAUCUCAGCGGACGUAAGUGCGGCACACCGUCUUGUCAAACACAGGCGUCGGGACCACCCCUUGAUGGCAUGCAAAGCAGAUUCUUCAAGCACCGUCGUUUGGGUUAACGUUGUAGGAACAUUCGGACUGAGUGUCGCUUCAUUUUGGUGGAGCAGAUUGUUCGGACUUGUGGGCAGGACAGUCGCCCGAGCAAUGCUUCAGGAAUGGUUCUAUCAACUUUGCUUCGUGGACGACAUCCACGGUGUGUUCACUGGAGCACAUAAGUUCCGAAAUCUGGUGAUGUGGUUCGUCUUGUACCUUGCCUUAGGGACCCCUUUCUCCUUUAAGAAAUUUCGGGGAGGUUUUAAGGUUCCCUUCGUGGGUUUUGAGCUCGACUACCGAUCAUGGCAAGUUGGCAUGUCGGACUCUCGAGGAGCUUGGAUCGUUUCAUGGAUCAAAGAUGCCAAAACCAAACGCUUCGUGGUUCAGGUCCGACUCUUCAGGGAGUUCCUUGGCCGGUUGGGGUUUGUCUCUAGGAUAGUGGUUUGGAUUAAGCCUCACCUUGCUCCACUGUAUGCGUGGGCAUCAGCGGUGUCCCGGAGCACCGUCGCCAAGUUGCCUGAGACUGUCAUCUUGACCCUCCUUUACUUGGAGAGAACGCUUGACGAAUACACUUUUAAGGUGAACCCCUGCCGCAAACCUAAACACCAGGUCGCGGGCUUCAGGACAGAUGCAAAAUGUGCCGACGGAUUCGUCGUGUUGGCCGGUUGGGAGCUAAGCGAUGACACCAAGACUUCUAAGUGGUUUUCGCUGCGCUUGACACCGAGUGAUGCACCAUACUUGUUUGAUCAGGAGGGAAAAUCACAAUGGGCAUCAGGCUCAGCAGAACUGCUGGCAACAUUGGCGGCCCUUCACAUCUUCGGAUACUUGACCGCCUCUGUGGACAGAAAGGAAUUGGACGUUGAGUGCGCUGCGGACACAGACAAUCAGGGCAACUCGAGAUUGCUCAAGAAGGGGUCAUCAACAAAGUGGCCCCUCAUGUUGAUCAACAUGCAGUUGUCUGACCUGCUUCUUCGCUCUUCCUUGAAGCUCCUCCUAAGGUGGAGGCCGCGCGAUGAGAAUCAGUACGCGGACCAACUCACGAACGAGAUUUUCACCAACUUCUCGGACGAACUCGCAUUGCAUGCAGUUACUCGGAUUUGCCUCUUUCGCUUCUGCAUCAGUUGUGGGAGACCAAAGAAAGCUUCGACUCAGCACGAAGGGCUCAGGCCGGGAAAGGGGGUUGGAUGCAUCAACAUGCAUCCGCCCUACCAAGGGCACCGCGAGACUACCAACCGCUGCGAAUAA